Lemur catta (Ring-tailed lemur) is the source of this 2443-nucleotide messenger RNA. It is a transcript of the gene TRIM68, whose product is annotated as tripartite motif containing 68. The coding region runs from base 194 to 1594 and encodes 466 amino acids. Gene Ontology annotation, molecular function: protein binding; zinc ion binding. Lineage: Eukaryota; Metazoa; Chordata; Mammalia; Primates; Lemuridae. The record is from RefSeq and is a predicted model, not a curated record. The transcript has 7 exons.
CGAGUCGCGGAGGAGGUGGUGGCAUCCCGGCUUUAGUCACUGGCCUUAAAGCUCUGGGCUUCCGGCGCGGAACAGGCCGCCUUCGCAACUUCUCCUUGGUUAUAUUCAUGUUCUGAGGAGGGUGUAAGAAGGAACUGUGGACCCCACAGCCUUGGUGGAAGCCGUUGUGGAAGAAGUAGCCUGUCCCAUCUGCAUGACCUUCCUGAGGGAGCCCAUGAGCAUCGACUGUGGCCACAGCUUCUGCCAUAGCUGUCUCUCUGGACUCUGGGAGGUCCCAGGAGAAUCCCAGAACUGGGGUUACACCUGUCCCCUCUGUCGAGCUCCUGUCCAGCCAAGGAACCUGAGGCCUAAUUGGCAGCUGGCCAGUGUUGUAGAAAAAGUCCGUCUGCUAAGGCUGCAUCCAGGAAGGGGGCUGAGGGGUGAUGUGUGUGAGCGCCAUGGGGAACAGCUAAAGGUAUUCUGCAAAGAAGAUGGCCUGGUAAUGUGUGAGGCCUGCAGCCGGUCCCCGGAGCAUGAGGCCCACAGUGUCGUGCCUGUGGAGGAUGUUGCCUGGGAGUAUAAGUGGAAACUCCAUGAGGCUCUAGAACAUCUCAAGAAAGAGCAAGAAGAGGCCUGGAAGCUGGAAGUUGGUGAGAGGAAGCGAACUGCCGACUGGAAGAUACAGGUUGAAACCCGAAAGCAGAGUAUCAUGUGGGAGUUUGAGAAAUAUAGGCGAUUACUAAAGCAAAAACAGCCACCAGGGCGGCAGCUGGAGGUAGAGGCAAAGGCAGCUCUGGCCAGCCUGGAGCAGGAGGAGGGGGAGACCCUGCAGAAACUGCAGUCCAACCAUGACGAGCUCACCCAGCAGAGCCGGGCCCUGUGGCGGAUGAUUGCAGAGCUGGAAGAGAGGUCCCAGUGGCCUGUCCGCUGGAUGCUGCAGGGUAUUGAGGAAAUCUUACACAGGAGCAAGUCUUGGAGCCUGCAGCGGCCGGAACCAGUGUCCCUGGAGCUGAAGACAGAUUGCCGUGUGCUGGGGCUAAGAGGGAUCCUGAAGAUGUAUGCAGCCGAUGUGUGCCUGGAUCCAGACACUGCUUAUUAUCGCCUCAUCGUGUCCAAGGACAGAAAACGCGUGUACUAUGGAGACGCCAAGCAGAAUGUGCCCGACAAUCCCGAGAGGUUUUACCGCUAUAAUAUUGUCCUGGGCAGCCAGUGCAUCUCCUCAGGCCGGCACUACUGGGAGGUGGAGGUGGGAGAAAGGUCUGAAUGGGGCCUGGGGGUUUGUAAGGAAAGCGUAGACCGGAAGGAGGUGGUCUAUUUAUCCCCGCACUAUGGGUUCUGGGUGAUAAGGCUGAGGAAGGGAGAUGAAUACCGAGCAGGCACCGAUGAGUACCCCCUCCUGUCCCUGCCAGUCCCUCCCCGCCGGGUGGGAGUCUUCCUGGAUUAUGAGGCCCAUGACAUCUCCUUCUACAACGUGACUGACAGUGGCUCCCACAUUUUCACUUUUCCCCGCUGUCCCUUCCCUGGGCGCCUCCUGCCCUAUUUUAGUCCUUGCUACAGCAUUGGGGCCAACAACACUGCUCCUCUGGCCAUCUGCUCCCUGGACGGGGAGGACUAAGAGAGCUACCAUCCUGGCCAGAGGCCUCGGAGUUUGGCCUGGCCUGCUGAGGUCUUGGACGGCCCUGCCCCUGACAAGUGCCCCCUUGAACCGAGCUGAGCCUAGAUUGAGGGAUUCCUCUGCCUGACCCAGUGGUCUUGUGCCACUAGGCCAGUGUAUGUCACUAAAGCACUCAUGUAAAAAAGCAGGAACCUAGUCAAAUGAGUGCUGCACCCCAUGAGGGAGACGGGAUAGGCCUGUCAGUGAGGAUCAGAGCAGUUCUAAGGCAACUUGUUGGGGUAAGGAUCAGUACUUUGUCCGUUCUCUAGCUCACACCCCUCUUCCCUGGUUUCUAUCCGGUGCCAUAAUUAAGUCAGUGAGGAUGACGGAGUGGAUACAGUCUUCACAAAACCUUUAAACAGGGUUUACCAACAAGCCAAAAGAACACUAUCCAUAUCCGAAGCUGGUUGCUAUGCUGAGACCACUCAGGGGCUGCUUUCCCUGAGAUUUGCUGCAACUGAGCAACCUAUAUUUGACCCUAGCUCUCUGACCCCCUGACUAGAGAAAUUUGGUGCAGCAAAGAAUACAGGACCUGCCCAGACCACCCUCUGUCAUCCCUUCUCUGAGCACAAGCCAGGAAAAUCACUAUUUCUCAGUCUCUAAGGAGACCAGUGUCCAAGUCCUGCCCUUUUCUAGAGUGGAAGGAACAGAAAACCUGUGAGCCUUAGUUUUGUAUUUUCACUUUGUGGAUGAGGAAACAAAUGGUCUUAGUGAAGCAAGUUAUCUCUUAUAAGGCUGUUGAAGAUAAGAAGGUUACAAAAAAUUAUAAAGUGUUUUUCACAUUCAAAUGAAAUAAGAUUGACAAACUCA